This is a messenger RNA of Durio zibethinus, 1527 nucleotides long. Its product is annotated as small ribosomal subunit protein bS16m/bS16c-like. The record is from RefSeq and is a predicted model, not a curated record. Gene Ontology annotation, biological process: mitochondrial translation. Gene Ontology annotation, cellular component: small ribosomal subunit; ribosome. Lineage: Eukaryota; Viridiplantae; Streptophyta; Magnoliopsida; Malvales; Malvaceae. Gene Ontology annotation, molecular function: structural constituent of ribosome.
GAGCGCGUUUAGACGCUUCCAACCGUUUUUACUUUGAAAAAAAAGAAAUAUUGGCAGAGAGAACUGAACCCAAAACCCUAGCGGAGCAGUGGCGUGAGUUGAACUGUUGAUCGGUUCAGAUUGGUUAGAAGAGAAGAGAGUGUGAGAAAAAAAAUGGUGGUGAGGAUCCGAUUGUCAAGAUUUGGAUGCAAAAACAAGCCAUUUUAUAGGGUGAUGGCUGCCAAUAGCAGAUCCCCAAGAGAUGGGAAGCAUCUCGAAGUCCUUGGCUACUACAAUCCUUUGCCAGGCCAAGAUGGGGGUAAACGAAUGGGUCUUAACUUUGAAAGAGUGAAGUACUGGUUAUCAGUUGGUGCGCAGCCUUCAGAGCCUGUCCAACGAAUUCUUUUCAGAGCUGGAUUAUUGCCCCCACCACCCAUGGUGGCAAUGGGACGGAAGGGCGGACCACGUGACAUGCGUCCUGUUGAUCCUAUGACAGGACGUGUUUUGAAUGUGGAGAAGCCAGCUACUGCUAACCAACAAAAAGGUGGUGAAGAUGAGGCUGCUGAUGGAGCAAAUUCCGAAUGAAAUUUUAAUAAAUCCCAUAAAACUCCUCUUUCUGCAGUUUCUGAGGGUUAGAAUAAGGUUAGGGAUUGGGCUGAGAAAUGUGGAUUAUAUCGAAUCAUUGGAAGUGUUGUUGUUGUCUUGAAAGCAACAUUUGCUUCUGCGGAAGAAGCAGCUUAUUUCCGGAUAGUGAUUCCAGUUGCCGUACAUAGAAGAUUAGGUCUAUUAAACAUUAUCCCAUGACAACUAUUGAAUUCCCUUUGGAUGGUGGAGUGAAUUUCAGACUUGUUAGCUUCAGAGCAUAUCUCUGUUUCUAAUGUCCCCAUCCACGCCUUUAUAUGUUGUUUUUGCUCACACAUGAUUCACAUAAUGAUCUUCAUUUCUUCACUUUAUGAAUUAGGGGUUGAUCUUGAAAUUAUUGCUGAGUUGUGUGAUUCUCAGUCGUACUAGCCUAUAUGAGCUCAACACCGGCGAUUUUCCUGACGAAAUUUGCAGAGAAAGGUGCUUGCAGGUUGCAGCUUGAGUGAGUACCACAAUUGUCUUUGUUAUAUUUUGUUCUGAAAAGUAUGUUGCCACUGUUGUAAGUGAAGUCAAUACUUUGAGAUGUUAGGGCCCUUAGGGAGGGAGACCGCUCAAGAAUUCAGUGAAAUACAAAUUGUGGUUAGUCGAAAUUUAAAUUCAAAUAUUUAAAAAAAAAAAUCAAAAUCUCAUAUAAUUUGAAUUCUAAAUCAUUCUGUCAUCACAUUUAAUACUGUAAUAUGGAAAUAUAUAUUGAUUUUGGUUAAAGGCAAAUCCAAUGUAAGUAAUACCAACAUUUUCAUUCUAAUAAAGUAACUCUUUUUGUCAAAUUUAUUAAAAAUGUUUUUUUUUAAGCAAGUCAAAUCAGGUAUUUCCCUACAUAACAGUUUUUAAAUUAGUAAAAUCCUUUUAACUUGAUGCUUUUAGGGCUGGAUUGGAUUUCAUUUCAUCAAUCACCAAAAGCAAUUG